CUGUCGCAUACACAAUGAAUCACUCAAGUCUGGAGAUUAUCUGCUGUCUGCUCAUUUUAAUAGCCUUAAGAACGGAAGCAGUUUCGGUUUGGAAAUUACCAACCUCGGAGCAAGUGUACGAGGAUCUGGAGAAUUGUCGCCUAGAAACCCAGGAAGAAAAUGCAGACACCUUGCGAUGUUUGGUUAAAAAACUGGGACUUUGGACCGAUGAGAGUGGCUACAAUGGCAAGCGGAUAGCAAAGAUCUUCGCCGGGCACAACCAAAUGGAGGAACUGAUGCUGGUGGUGGAUUACUGCAACCGGAAGGAGCGGAAUGUAGCGCAUUUGGAUGACUGGGCCUUUGAGGCCUACAGGUGCGCCACUUCCGGUCAGUUUGGUCAUUGGAUAAAGGAUUUCAUGAGCCAAAAGGAAGUUAAGUAAUGAAAUAAAAGUCUGUUCUAAAACAAAACUCCAGAGUCAAUUUUGUUAUAUGUUGAUAACUAUCGAGUGAAACCUUCGGAAUCACAGAAUCUACUGUUUUUAAUUACUACCUACUACUUGAUUGUGCAACGAUUUCUGGAACACCUAGACAUUUAUUUUUAAGAGAU
Drosophila takahashii is the source of this 586-nucleotide messenger RNA. It is a transcript of the gene Obp99d, whose product is annotated as Odorant-binding protein 99d. The record is from RefSeq and is a predicted model, not a curated record. Lineage: Eukaryota; Metazoa; Arthropoda; Insecta; Diptera; Drosophilidae. Gene Ontology annotation, molecular function: odorant binding.